AUGGCCAAGUACUUUGUACCGGACACCACAUUUGGCAUGGAUGCCGAAUGCGCGGUGUGCUGCUGCCUCUGGACGGACCCGGUGGAGAUCAGCGAGUGCCAGCAUAUUUUUUGCCGUGGCUGCGUAGAGGGGCUCGAGACAUGCCCCGUGUGCUGUGGACCCGUCACGCGUCUCAACACACCCGGUAAGUUCAUCCUGCGACUACUGCAGCGCACGCAGGGGUCAUGCAGCGCGUGCCCGUGGAAGGGCACGUACAGCGAGUUUAAAGAGAGCCAUCUCAAAUGCCUCGAAGCUGAUGAGGUGCAGUCCACCGACGAGGACAAGAUCCCGACGACGACGGAGUGUUUGGCAAUGCAGGAGUACUACCUAGAAGGCAGCGGCACCAAACCUGAAGGAACAGCAGCCUCGCCCGCCGCCGUGGGCUCCUUUCUCGUGCAUCCUGUGGCGGUAGUCAGCGCCGACAGUCCUCAUGAGCAGCGCUCUGCUGACGUCACGAACAGCAGCGCUUGCACCGCCGACGCUCACCUCACGUGUGAGCAGCGUGCACAGUGGCGGCAGUCGCUGAUCUCAACGGCGCGGGACUAUGGGAUGUCGGAUAGAGAGUACCGCGAGCUGAUUGAGCGUUUUCCCGACUUUGCCGUCCUCGUUCCCGAUAGAGGCAUGACGCCAGAGCUGCGCUGGCGCGGCGCGUGCCGACUCCUGCGCUUCUUUAACUACCCCAACCAUCCAGACGACGUGAAAAACCUCUUCGAGAUGGCAGGCCGCGACGCCAUGACGGAGUCGGUGCCGUUUCAUGUGCUGUGUCUGUGGCUCAUGUUGAACCGACGAAACCCAGCGCAGUGGUACCACAUGACAGAGGAGCCGUACGAGCAGUUCCUGAAGGUAGCACAACUGCUGGAUGUGGAGGCAGCCGGGCUCUUCCAGCUGGAUCAGUGCCGCAUCCUCGCGGAGCAGUACUUUGAGCGCGACGUGGGCGACGCUGAGUGGGUUUGUAUCGAGCGCCUGCUGCGCGGCAAGGACACCGAAGUUCGACAAUCCUUCCUCGGUAGUGCCAAUCGUCGACGCGUCGACCUCGACGAAAGCUUCGUCCUCUCCCCCGCCAAGCUGCCCUUACAUGACAUGCUGUGUGCCUUUACCCGUCACGUAGACGCGCUGAGAAAGGAGCAGCAGCAGUCAGAGGCGCAGCGGAUGCAGGCGGACUACGUGCGCCGCAUCAAGCGCAUCGUCGAUUACUACGAGCCGGGCUCGGUGAACCAGCUGGAUGUCACGCUGCAGAAGUUCGCCGGCGAAGAAGAAAGCCUCCUCAUGACACUCACGGCAAUGUACGGCCCAGAACCCUCCUGA
Leishmania mexicana MHOM/GT/2001/U1103 is the source of this 1344-nucleotide messenger RNA. RefSeq lists its product as hypothetical. The transcript has a single exon. Gene Ontology annotation, molecular function: ubiquitin protein ligase activity. Bases 1 to 1344 code for a protein of 447 amino acids. Gene Ontology annotation, biological process: protein polyubiquitination; ubiquitin-dependent protein catabolic process. The record is from RefSeq and is a predicted model, not a curated record. Lineage: Eukaryota; Euglenozoa; Kinetoplastea; Trypanosomatida; Trypanosomatidae.